AUGUGUCGGGGAACCAUGCCUCAACCCGGAGCGUGGCCAGGAGCGAGCUGGGCCAAGACGCAGGGGAAGGUGACGACUGGCGGGCAGCCCCGGGCCGCGAUGCGGUGCCCGGCCGAGCACGAGGAGGACAUGUAUCAUGCUGCAGAUGAAAUAGAAAAGGAGAAAGAAUUGCUAAUACAUGAAAGAGGAAUAUCAGAACCCAGGCUAAGUGUGGCUCCUCAAAUGGAUAUUAUGGACUACUGCAAAAAUGAAUGGAGGGGAAAUACUCAGAAAGCCACGUGUAUGAAGAAGGGCUAUGAGGAAGUUUCUCAGAAAUUCACAUCUAUAAGGCGAGUACGUGGUGAUAACUACUGCGCGCUGAGGGCCACAAUGUUCCAGGCCAUGAGCCAGCUGGCGGAGCUGCCCCUCUGGCUUCAGGACCCGGAGCUCACGCUGUUACCAGAGAAGCUGAUAAACAAGCACAGCUGGAUCAAGCAGUGGAAACUUGGACUGAGGUUUGAUAGGAAGAAUGAGGACCUGGUUGAAAGACUUAAGGAGUCUCUUGCCCUGCUGAGGAAGAAGUGGGCGAGCCUGGCUGAAAUGAAGACUACUGAAGCCAGGCAGCUAGCGUGUGAUGAACUGUUCACAAAUGAAGAAGAGGAGUACAGCCUCUAUGAAGCUGUCAAAUUUCUAAUGUUAAACAGAGCUAUCGAACUCUAUGAAGAUAAAGAGAAGGGAAAGGAAGUUCCGUUUUUUUCUGUGCUCUUGUUUGCUCGAGGCACAUCAAAUGACCCUGGACAGCUGCUAAGGAACCACCUAAACCAGGUGGGACACACUGGUGGCCUUGAACAGGUUGAAAUGUUCUUUCUUGCCUAUGCUGUUCGCCACACCAUCCAGGGGUACCGGCUGUCCAAGUAUAACACCGAGGAGUUCAUCACAGUCUAUCCUACUGACCCCCCCCAAGGACUGGCCAAUGGUGACCCUCAUAGCUGAGGACGAUCGGCACUAUAACAUCCCUGUCAGAGUGUGUGAGGAGACAAGUCUAUGAGAGACCCACAGGUGGACAGCCAUGGGAUGCAGCGCAGGGGCACAGGCAGCUCCUCCUCUGAGGGCCUCAGGUCUGCAGAUCUCCAAGAACCAUCUGGAAGAACUCUUGGGCCCCUGGAGCCAAGUUGGACUGUGAUGUUCUGAACACUAGCUUGUAAUGA
Molecule: messenger RNA, 1187 nt
Organism: Peromyscus californicus insignis
Lineage: Eukaryota; Metazoa; Chordata; Mammalia; Rodentia; Cricetidae
Product: ubiquitin thioesterase otulin-like
Exons: 1
Coding region: 1-972 (323 amino acids)
Biological process (GO): protein linear deubiquitination
Molecular function (GO): cysteine-type deubiquitinase activity
Source: RefSeq, a predicted model, not a curated record